AUGUCAAAUAAUUCACAACUGGAGAGGAGGGUGUCUAAAUGCGCAGGCUGUGGAACCCCGAUUACCGAGCAUGGCUGGGUAUUUCCCAGCAAAUUCUAUCAAGGAGAGGAGAUCAGUUCUCCAAUUGCGCAUAAAAACAGGCAGAACGCCACGGUUGCCGGCCAUGAUGAAGACCAACAAAUUGCAGACUUUGGACAGGAGUUGGCCGAGCUAGACCUGGAAGAACAGUGGCAAGCCAAGCAAAAACGUAUAGCUUCUAUCUAAAGGCAGAUAGAAAAGAAAUGGACCAAGUUGGUCGCGAGUGAGCUACCAGAGCAAGCUGGUCUGUCGAAUGUCAAGUAUCUGCGUUCUCUUCUUCCAAGCGAAGCGUUAACAACUUCAUUGGAUGGAACUCUUAACCUGACCACAUACUACCUGCCGCUU
This is a messenger RNA of Pocillopora meandrina, 423 nucleotides long. The record is from the annotation of a GenBank genome assembly. NCBI's taxonomy places the organism in Eukaryota, Metazoa, Cnidaria, Anthozoa, Scleractinia, Pocilloporidae.